This is a messenger RNA of Cuculus canorus (common cuckoo), 4205 nucleotides long. RefSeq names its product enkurin, TRPC channel interacting protein (gene ENKUR). The coding region runs from base 212 to 979 and encodes 255 amino acids. The transcript is spliced from 5 exons. NCBI's taxonomy places the organism in Eukaryota, Metazoa, Chordata, Aves, Cuculiformes, Cuculidae. Gene Ontology annotation, molecular function: calmodulin binding. Gene Ontology annotation, cellular component: acrosomal vesicle. The record is from RefSeq and is a predicted model, not a curated record.
CCGGCGGCAGCAGUAGCGCGGGUCCCGUCCCUGGGGCACUGUUGCCUAGCAACGCGUUUCCCUAGCAACAGCGGGGAUAACAGCGCGGCGGCCUGGACCGCGGCUGCCGGGAGGGAGACGCAUCCUGAAGCGGGACCAGAGCGAGCGAGGGUGCUUCUCGGUGUGUGCCCAGGGCCCCUCGGCGAGGAAGGCGCUUCCCCUUGGCCAAGGGAUGACGGCGCAUUAUGCCCAGGAGAACAUCUGUAACCUCCUGCCCAAGCUAGAGAAGCCUGUCAGACCGCUCAGGAAUAUAUCCGCAGCUAGACAACCAGUGAAACAUGACACAGAGAAGAAUAAAGCUCAGUGGAAAACUAUGGGACCAGCAAAAGUUGCAGUGCCGUCUCAAAAAAAUUUUCUGAAGAAACAUUCAAAGGAACCCAAGCUGCCAGAAAGAAAGAAAGAACAGGAUAGUAAGAAAUUGCCUGCAUUAUCAGUGCCACAGAGGACGUAUCACCCAGUUACAGAAAUUCAGAAUAGAAAGAAUUUUAUAAACGCAAACGUAGUUGCUGCUGUGACGGCAUUGCCUAAAAAGCCUCAACCUAUUUAUGUUGAUAGAAGACAGGGAGAUAAAUAUCUGCUUGAAACUUCAGGACUUGUUCCCAAAUAUAUUAAAAAAAAGGAUUAUGGUGUUACACCAAAAUAUGUGACACAGAGAAAUGAAGAGAAGAAAAGAGCUCAGAAAGAAUAUGAGGCCAGUAUCUUGGAGCAUCUCCAGAAAGUAGCCAUGAAACAGCUAUCUGACGAAGAAAGGACAAGUCUUCUGCAGGGGCUGAAAAAGAACUGGGAAGAAUUGUAUCGUGAAUUUCAGUGUCUUCCAGUAGAAAUAGACACCAUACUCAAGAGGCUCUAUAAAGAAAAGCUGGAAUCACAGAUGAGACAACUGGAGCAUGACAUAGAAGUAAUUGAGAAGCACAAAGUUAUCUACAUUGCAAAUGAGUAAGGACUGAUUUUCAGAUAUGGGCUCUUUCCUCCUUUUUUCUUUCCCUGUCCCUACAUCUCCAUGCCCCUAAAUUCUCAGAAGAAACUGAUGCUGUCAACUAUUCAGAAGGAAAUACUCAACUAAUAUAAGAAUGCAGCUUCUUAGAAAAGUUGUUAUAUAUAGCUCUCAUCUGUGUAAUUCACUAAAUGUUUUGAAAUAAAAUUCUUAAUUAAAUUUUGAGUAUAAACUGAUGAAUUUAUUAUUCUUUGUAAUUUUUAUUAACUACUAAGAUUACUAUAAACAUAGUACAAAAAGCAUAAAAAAUACUCUUGCAUGUGUUUGGAGCACUUCUUUCCUUGCGUAGCCAAAACAAAGUGAAAUAAUUGGCUGAAGACAGCUUGGUAAAUAUAACUUCAGGGUGGGAUGGCUUCUGGACUAGUUAUUAAGGAGCUGUUACAGUUUGCUUAAAAGCUUAAAUGACUGUAUUUCUAAACAGCUUGGGUUCUGCAUAAUUUUUUGUGUUCUCAUUUUUUUUUACCGAACCCGAUUUUUAUAGUGGAAGCCCGUAAUAAUAUAGACUUCACACAAUAUAAAUACCACAUGUAGCUUGCUGUUUGUGUUUAUGUAUAAACAAUUCUGUAAUACUAUAGUAAAACUACAACUGAAGUAGAAAGACAAGUUUUGUUUUCUAUUAUAUGUGUAAUGUUAGAAUGAAAGCUAUAUACUAGAAUGUGAGUCAAGACCUAGGCAGAAAUCAUAGCAGCACACUAUAUUGCAUAUUUUGUAUAAAAUGAAAAUUGUUUUUCUUUCCUACCGCUUAACCUUUGCUUCAGAACAAAGGGGGUUUAUGUGUGGUAUCAGUCAUUACCACCAGCAGCUGUUGUGACAUCCAUAGUAUCUGACAUCAGCAGAGGAUGAAGUAAAAAAUUUCAAAUGAACUAUCAAAAGCUAAAUUUCCCCAUGCAUUAAGUUCCUUUCAUAAAUUUGUCUGGGAAUGGCUUUGAAAACUUCAUGGUGAUUUGGGCUACAGUUCUUAUCUAUGACAUACACUAGGAAAGUGUGGGUGAGCAGGAAUGUGUAUUUUGUUCUUUGUAACUUAUCGUUAAGAAAUCAUGUUUAUUUUUUAAAGAUAUAAGCUGGAAGAAAGCUGUGGUUUUGUAAAACAGUAAUUAUUUCAUUUACUGUUUACUCAAAAGAAUGAUUUGGGCUGUUUAUUUUAACAAAGCCACACAAAUCAUAUGCACUUAAUAACAAGUCACAUUAUCUCCUAGAGAAGUACAAGAUGCCUUUUUUAAGAAAUGCAGUACAAUCAAACAUGGUCAAACUAGAUUUUACUCCAGAAUGGUGUGCAUUCCCACUGUCUUGCUCUCAGCUUUUAGUUACCUGUACAUCAUUUGGCUGAGUUAGGUUGAGGAUCUGGAUUUACUUCUUUCAUUUAUCAUCAGUGCUAACUUUAUGCAAAUGCAAAUUAGGGGAUGGCCUGUCCCAUAAUUUGGGACAAGCAAAGGGCCCACAUUUGGAAACAUGAAUCAUUAACCAGUAAUAAUGACUUGUUUUUGAAACUGUGAGAAGGAUGCCAGGAUAUUAUUGGGAAGUAAGGAAGUAAACAAAGGGGUGGAAAAGCAUUCCUGCUUAGCAGGAGAGGGAAAACUAAAGCUCAUGCACUUCUUUAGCUGAGUCGGCUGUCACUUGUAUCUUUCAAAAGUGCUGUGGGGUUGGUUUUGCUUAAACCUCAUAUAGUGCUUUGCAGGUAGCUCUGUUGCCACACGGGAAGUUCCUCUCUUGAUACAUGCAAAUAGCUUCCAUCGCCCGAUGGGGAAGGAGCUUAUAACUUCUGCCAUCUAUUUUGAUGUGUACUCCAUGUGACCUACCAACAGUUCUGAUUAUGGAAAAAAUACAUUAUCAUGAAAACCGCUGGAAGUACACAUAGAAGGAGAUCGCUCUUACCCUCUGUCUCUGGGAAGUUUGACAAAAUAAAUUUACCGAAUCCAAAGAAUGUCAGUCUGUAUUUCUAUGUUCAGGAAAUACCAGUAUUGGAAGUGUAAUGUUCAUGAAUCAACUACUAUGUACCAUCAGUAUAGCUAAAGCAAAAAGUCAACAGAAUUUUUCCUUCAUAAGAUAUAAUAUUAACAGAAACAAGUCUGUACAAAGGCUAAAAUAUUUACCAGUUGAAAUGUUCUCUAAAUUCACUCGUCAAUUACUGCCAAUCAAUGAAAUAAUGAGAAAGAAAAGUCAUCAAUAUGCUUCUAGUACCUCAAAAUUAUUUUAUCACACUGGUGCUUUGUAAAGGUCCAUAUUAAAUUGGAUAACCAUCACAAAACACUUGCUAAGUGGGGUCUGAAUGCUCUAUCCAUCAGCAAGAGUUAUGUUGCCACAAACUGAAGAUAUUUCCUGUUGGAAGUUGUGCAUGACCAAACUGUGUGUCUAUUUUUAAAAAUAGCAACAUGAAAUUAUGAUAAAUAUCUCACUGGCUGUUUUUCAUAAUGAUACUAUUUAUAUCCAGGAAGGAAGGGAUCAGAUAUGGCAUCGUCACAAACACAGGGAGUUCCUGAUUGUAUGGCUCCGAUAGAGCUGCCUCGAGCGAGCAUCAGAUCUGUCAGGGGCAUAGGGCUCCAUGUGGCUGGUCUCAAAGCAUGGUGGUUUCUUGGGCUCUGUGUGCAAGAGUUCCUCAAACUCUUCCUUGCAGAGGGGUAACCUCAUUCCCCUCAUGAAACAGUAACGGCAAAAUUCUCUGGGAGAAAUAACACAGGAGAAAUUGCUCAUUGAUUUUAUUUUCCUUAGGUCUCUGUAGGUGAGUUUUAUUCUUAGGUGCAUGUUCUGCCCCCUUGAUAUUUUCAUGAAAAACUGGCAUCAUAGGCUGCUGCUGUGAUUGAUCUGCCACAAAGCUACAAUCAAGUCCUUUCACUGGCUUACCUUUCAGGGAAAACAUCAUAUCUAAUGAUUUCCGCCGUAAUGAAGGCAGGCAUCUUUCAGAUAAGAAAAUUUCACAUAUAUGCAGAUUAAUGGAAGUCCUAGAUAAAUGCUAGUCCUAGUCAAUGCUCUCAUCCUUGGCUUUAUGAUGCUUGUAAUGUUAAUCAUAUAAAUCAUAUAAUUAGAGGACAGAUAGGUAGCAGAAUCUAUUAUUAAGGUUGCCUGACAUUUCCCAUAGUCACAGAAGCCAGCUGCUGAGCCCUGCAGCUGGUGGGGAUCGUCCACCCCAGUAACUAGAGGCGUAUGGAGCCUGACCAGGCCACGGAGGACUGGCCAU